GCAGAGGUGCGGAGUUUCUCUGCAAACUCCAUUGCGCUCUCACCUCUUGAUCUCCGCGUUUAUUUGUUUGUGUUUUGUUAUAUAUUAUUUAUAAUAUUCACCAUGGCUGAAAAGGCAGAAAUGCCAGCAGACUCUGUGUCGCUCCCCCCUACAUACGCUCCGUCCGAGGCUUACACCGAAUCGCCUCCGCCGGCAUACCGGAAGGACAAGAGCAAGAUGGUAGCAGGUGGCGCGUAUGGUGUGCAUCACUAUCCUGGCCGCCGCCUUCCUGAUUGGCUUCUUCACCGUCACCUCGCAGUGGAUCAACAAAAGGACGUGCGACUGUGAAAAGGCCGCCCACCACCACCUGCCGGAGCACCUGAGCGCCGCGAGCUUCGCCGGGUUCCCUCGCGUUGAGCCUUUGGUCGGUCUCGACAACGACAAGAUCGACCAGAGAGUCACCAACAGCCUCGACGCCGGAGAUGACACAAGCCUCUCCAAGGUCGACCUCGAGGCUGAGGCCAAGCCGGAGAUCAACAAGGUAGAGCAGAAGGUCGUCGAAGAAAUGAUUCCUCAAGAGAUUGAGGAAGUCGAGGCCGUAGUAGACGAGGUGGUGCACGAGCUGGAGGAGGAGGAGGAGGCCAUGGAGGAGGAGCGCCUCGGCCUCCAGGACAUCAUGCGCGCGCAGAUGGAGGAGAUGAAGAAGAAGAUCAAGCUGCCCAUCGACCUCAUCCUCGGCAACCCCGCUCUGGCCGGCCGCGACGUCAACUGCGAGGUGGAGCGCCGUCAGCAGCCCCUCGGCCCCGGCCUCGUCACGCAGGCGAUCAUCGUCACCUGCCACGACGAGAACGACGCCGAGGAGGAGUCACAGGAGGUCGUCCCCCUCCUGCCCCUCGUCCCCCCGCAGGGCGCCCGCCGCAUCGCCCCUCCUCUUUCCCUCAUCGCCCCCAUCAUGAAGAUGCUGGCCGCCCGCGCCCGCGCACGCUCCGACCGCCCGCAGCCUCAGAUCAUCCAGGCGUCUAACAACAGCCCAUUCCCCUUCCCCUGCUCCCCUAACGGACCCUUCCCCUGCCCCUCCGGCCAGCUCAAGCCCAUCAUCACCAUGAGCGGCCCCAUCAUUCGCAAGGAGAUCGUCAUGAAAGCCCCAGCACCAGUCAUGAAGGCCCCCGGUCCCAUCAGCGGCCCUAUCAGUGGUCCCAUCAACGGUCCCAUCAGCGGUCCCAUCAGCGGUCCUAUCAGUGGUCCCUUUAACGGUCCCAUCAGCGGUCCUAUCAGUGGUCCCUUUAACGGUCCCAUCAGCGGCCCCUUCCCCGGCCCUCGCCCUAGCCCCUUCAGCGGUCCCAUCCCCGGCCCCAUGUCCGGCCCUUUCCCUGGCCCCAUCCGCGGCCCCAUCCGAAUCCCCUUCGGCGGCCCCCUGUCCAGCCGCAUUAGCAGUGGCCCCCUGCCCAUCCAGAGCCGCCGAGACGGCCCCUUCCCCUUCGGCAUGCCCCGGCCCAUCCCCCUGCCCGCCUCCCAGGCCAUCUCCAAGCCCCAGGACGAAGAGGAGGAAGAGCCUCGCCACCGCAUGCUCCCCUUCCCCUUCCGCCCCGCCGUGCGCAUGAGCCCCCGCUUUCUCCCCAUCGUGAACCUCUCCCCCCCCGCCCCCGAGCGUAGGCACCCUCCCGUCCCCAUCUCGUCCCUGCGUCGAGGAGCUGUCAAGAUCGAGGAGCUCCCCAGGCCGUUCCCGGAGGCCAAGGGGCGUGCCCUCUCCUCGCCCGUGCCCCUCAAGUUCCUCCCCGGACGCCUCCUCAACAGCACCCCCUUCCUGAUGACGUCGAAGCGCACGCUGCCCCCCCGCCCCGUCACCCACAUGGAGAUGCAGGCCGAGCCCCAGAAGGACGACCCGAUGCUCCACAUCAAGGACUUCGGGCCCCCGAGGACCCACACUGUCAUCGGCCCUGCUCCCCCCCGCCCCCAGCCCCCCCAGGUCCACCCCCCCCAAACUCAGCCCCCUCAGUUCCAGCCUCCUCAGUUCCAGCCCCCCCAGGUCCAGCCCCCACAGCCCGAGGUGCACCCCCACCCGAGGGUCCUCCCCCUGAGCCACGCCAGCAACAUCCCCAAGGAGAUUAUGUCCCCGCCCGAGCCCAUCGCCCACAUCACGAGGAUGCCGCCCAUCGCCGGGACUCAGAUCCCCAGCUUCCCGCCCCCGCCCCGAUUCCACCCCGAGGGGCGCUCCUCCAGCGUCAGCGAGAUCAACCCCGACGCUGAGAUGGUCGUUGAGGGCCCCGCCUCCCAGGGCCCCCCCUCCUCCUCCAAGGGCCCCGGCGAGCCACGCAAACAUCACCUCCUGAUCCUUAACUAAAUCAGCGUCCUAGAGUGUGUGCGUGUGCGUGUGUGUUUGCCUUUGUGUAGUAAUAAAAAGGUCAGGCUAA
Molecule: messenger RNA, 2390 nt
Organism: Penaeus chinensis
Lineage: Eukaryota; Metazoa; Arthropoda; Malacostraca; Decapoda; Penaeidae
Product: leucine-rich repeat extensin-like protein 3
Exons: 6
Coding region: 236-2320 (694 amino acids)
Source: RefSeq, a predicted model, not a curated record